This is a messenger RNA of Tetrahymena thermophila SB210, 966 nucleotides long. Its product is annotated as transmembrane protein, putative. NCBI's taxonomy places the organism in Eukaryota, Ciliophora, Oligohymenophorea, Hymenostomatida, Tetrahymenidae. The record is from RefSeq and is a predicted model, not a curated record. The transcript has a single exon.
AUGGUUUUAUUAGGUCGUGUGACAGCAAUAGGUAUAGCCAUAAAAAAGAGGAUUGAUAGAAGAAAGAAUAAAUAGCCAUAGAAGCAUUAUUUGGUUGAAUUUGCAGAGAAAUAAGAAAAAAGACUUAAGAAAUUAAAAAUAUUGAGAUACAAAAAAUACCCAAUUGCAGUAUGGUUUCUAGGAUUGGUGUUUUUAGCAUUUGGAAUUUCUGUUAUAACACUUAUUUUGAUGCAUAGGCAUGUCUUAUUUGAGGAAUUCGAUCACUUAAGUCUAUUUUGGAAAUACUUCAUAUCAAUUGCAUUUUGCUUAAUUGGAUUUUUCGCAAUAGCAACUUCUGAAGUAUACACAUUAGUAAUAAAUAAGAACUUAGAUGCAUUCAUUUAAAGGAAGACACCAUUAUUGAUAGGUAGGAGCUUUUAUCAAGGGCAUAUACUGAAAGAUUUAAAAGCCAUCUUCAUUGAAAAAAGAGGACAUGUUGCUAGAGAUACAGAUACUACUAAUUAUUAUAUUGUUUUUGAGUUUGAAGACGGAGUUAAAAUAGACACAGUCUAUGAUAGGAAGAUUCAAACUAUAAAGUAUAAGUACGCUGAAAUACUUAUCUAUUUAGGUAGAGAAAAUGAUGUUGAUUUCAGUGAUAUAAAGUAUUACGAUAUGGCAACUUAUAACUACAAAUUUGUUUAUUAAAGCCCAUUUCAGCCUAAAAAAGAUCCUGUCCCAUAAAAUUAAAAAGUUUCAAAAGAAGACAUGAAAAAGUAUUAGGAAUUGGUUGAAAAAUAUAAGCAUGUGUAGGAUUCUGACUUUUCAUCAGAUACAGAUGCUUAGUCUAGCAGUGAUGACGAUGACGAUGGAGAUGAUAUUAACAAUUAAAGAGCAGCUAGAAAUAAAAAUAAAUAUAUAAGUCCCAACGAUACCUUAUAGACAUAAGAAGAAAGUGUUUAAUUAAGGCAACCCAUUAAAACAGAAUGA